Molecule: messenger RNA, 511 nt
Organism: Westerdykella ornata
Lineage: Eukaryota; Fungi; Ascomycota; Dothideomycetes; Pleosporales; Sporormiaceae
Exons: 1
Coding region: 124-423 (99 amino acids)
Cellular component (GO): NatC complex
Source: RefSeq, a predicted model, not a curated record
CACGCCAAGGCAGUUCACUCACCAGAUCGCUGGAAUCAACAAUUCGAUCAGCUGUGCUUUGGAUAGCUAUACCACGAUCAAAGAAACCAGAAAUCCGUAGCAACUUAGCUAUAUUAAGGCAGCAUGGACAACAAAGAAGCCUGUGACUACCUGUCCAGUCUCAUCGGCAAGAACCUCCGCAUCCACGUCUCCGACAAGCGCGUCUUCGGCGGACAGCUGAAAUGCACCGACAAAGACCGAAACAUCAUUCUCAGUCUGGCUCACGAGUACCGGGAACCGUCUGCUGAGGUCCUUCGGAAAGCCGUCGAGGAGUCUGGGAACCCUACCGUGAAGGUCUCGUGGACUAGCCGCUAUGUUGGGCUAAUUGUCGUGCCAGGGGCACACGUGAGGAAGAUCGAGCUUGAAGAGACGACCUACGGCUAGGAAUGUGGCCAGAGAUUGAGGGUAUUCUGUCUAGCAAGCUGUCUGUGUCCCCCCCGGGUUGGACACACGUAAAUGGACCCCCAACAUC